UGUCCACCCCUGGGAGAGAGCUUAGGGCUGCCAGGACCUCUCUGUGCACAUCCUUGACGGACUCUGCUGAGGGUGGGGCGGAACCCCCGUUUCUGUGGUAUCUCGGAGAGGUGACUGUGUCUGCUGAGCCCUGGGUGGCUGCAGGUCCCUGCAGGAUCCCCCGUGCGUGGGGGUAGGGCAGGGCAGUUAUUUUCAGAUGGUGCCAGAGGGUGGAGUUUCAGAUUUGUUUGUGCCUGUCGGAAGCACUUUGGGGCUAGGGAUGGGGUGCCCAGCUCAGCACUGACGUUCGGGACAUCUGGCCAAGAGGCGCCUCAGAUUUCCCUGUCCUGCUGUGGGGGGUUCACUCCGUAGCCAGGGGAUCCAGGGGAUCCAGGAGGGAGGGGUGCAGGCACAUGGCGCACGGUGGUCCUCCGCAAGCCUGCGGCCCUAGGCUGGCCGAAUGUGCCAGCGCACACACAGGAGGGGGCAGUUCACACCAAGGGCUGGCCCGAGGAUUGUCAGGGCCACACCAGGCAAAGCCAGCGCUAUUAAUAUCAGGCAUACACAAGCCCCCAGCUGGGUGAUCCUCUUAUGCCUGUGGCCUUGGCCUCUGAGGACGGCAGUGAGUGCUGUGCCCUCAGUACGGUAGGGGCUCCAAGGGCCUCCUAGCUGCUGAGUCUCUGCUGUCACUUGGCAGGCAGCUUCUACCAGCCAAGGGUCUCACCCCCACCCCCCGGCUCUGCACCCACUGUGCUGCCCAUAGGAGUAGUUCUGCCCACGGACGGGCAGUUCAGGUGGCCGGAGCUCCUGAGCUGCUCUAGGGGACUGCUGUGGGUCUGAGGUGGUGAUGCCCCCCACGGCUGCCUGCGCCUGAGCCCCCACGCAUCCACCCCGGGGCCACUCACUGUUCAGGAGCACCCACCCGUGUCUUCGACCAUGAGCAGCCCCCCAUCUUACCCUGGCAUCAGGAUCUCAGGGUGCCGGGCCCUUAGAGCAGAAGGCAGCAGCAAUGCAGAGUCCCUGGACAGGCUCCUGCCACCUGUGGGCACCGGGCACUCUCCCCGGAAGCGGACCACCAGCCAGUGCAAGUCAGAGCCUCCCCUGCUGCGCACCAGCAAGCGUACCAUCUACACCGCAGGGCGGCCACCCUGGUACAACGAGCAUGGCACACAAUCCAAAGAGGCUUUCGCCAUCGGCCUGGGAGGUGGCAGUGCCUCUGGGAAGACCACUGUUGCCAGAAUGAUCAUUGAAGCCCUGGACGUGCCCUGGGUGGUCUUGCUGUCCAUGGACUCCUUCUACAAGGUGCUGACUGAGCAGCAGCAGGAACAGGCCGCACACAACAACUUCAACUUCGACCACCCAGACGCCUUUGACUUCGACCUCAUCAUUUCCACCCUCAAGAAGCUGAAGCAGGGGAAGAGUGUCAAGAAAACACUGUAUGGUGCAAACGUCAUCAUCUUUGAGGGCAUCAUGGCCUUUGCUGACAAGACGCUGCUGGAGGUUAGCACUCACUGGGAAUACCCACCCCACUGGUGUCUCAGCCCCGGCCACCCUGUCUAUGAGCUCCUGGACAUGAAGAUCUUUGUGGACACAGACUCUGACAUCCGCCUGGUACGGCGGCUGCGCCGGGACAUCAGUGAGCGCGGCCGGGACAUCGAGGGUGUCAUCAAGCAGUACAACAAGUUUGUCAAGCCCUCUUUCGACCAGUACAUCCAGCCCACCAUGCGCCUGGCAGACAUCGUGGUGCCCAGAGGGAGCGGCAACACGGUGGCCAUCGACCUGAUCGUGCAGCAUGUGCACAGCCAGCUGGAGGAGAGGAAGCUACGUUGGGAUAUGGCUGCGCUGGCCUCGGCACACCAGUGCCACCCCCUGCCCCGGACGCUGAGCGUCCUGAAGAGCACGCCGCAGGUGCGAGGCAUGCACACCAUCAUCAGGGACAAGGAGACCAGUCGCGACGAGUUCAUCUUCUACUCCAAGAGACUGAUGCGGCUGCUCAUCGAGCACGCGCUCUCCUUCCUGCCCUUUCAGGACUGCGUUGUGCGGACCCCGCAGGGGCAGGACUACGCGGGCAAGUGCUAUGCGGGGAAGCAGAUCACCGGUGUGUCCAUUCUGCGCGCCGGUGAAACCAUGGAGCCCGCCCUGCGCGCUGUGUGCAAAGACGUGCGCAUCGGCACCAUCCUCAUCCAGACCAACCAGCUUACCGGGGAGCCCGAGCUGCACUACCUGAGGCUGCCCAAGGACAUCAGCGAUGACCAUGUGAUCCUCAUGGACUGCACCGUGUCCACGGGCGCCGCGGCCAUGAUGGCGGUGCGCGUGCUCCUGGACCACGACGUGCCUGAGGACAAGAUCUUCCUGCUGUCACUGCUCAUGGCAGAGAUGGGCGUGCACUCAGUGGCCUAUGCGUUUCCACGAGUGAGAAUCAUCACCACGGCGGUGGACAAGCGGGUCAAUGACCUUUUCCGCAUCAUCCCAGGCAUUGGGAACUUUGGCGACCGCUACUUUGGGACAGACGCGGUCCCCGAUGGCAGUGACGAGGAGGAAGUGGCCUACACGGGUUAGCUGCCCAGUGAGCCAUCCCCGUCCCCGCCACCCUCCUUCUGCCUCCUGACCCAGGAUUGCCGAAUACAAAGAUGUUAAUUUUUAAAGUGUUACCAGUAUAAUUUAUUUUAUGCAUUUUAUAAAAUAAAUAAAGCUUUAGAAAAAUGAA
Molecule: messenger RNA, 2686 nt
Organism: Piliocolobus tephrosceles (Ugandan red Colobus)
Lineage: Eukaryota; Metazoa; Chordata; Mammalia; Primates; Cercopithecidae
Gene: UCKL1
Product: uridine-cytidine kinase 1 like 1
Exons: 15
Coding region: 916-2538 (540 amino acids)
Molecular function (GO): kinase activity; ATP binding
Source: RefSeq, a predicted model, not a curated record